Molecule: messenger RNA, 3226 nt
Organism: Arabidopsis thaliana (thale cress)
Lineage: Eukaryota; Viridiplantae; Streptophyta; Magnoliopsida; Brassicales; Brassicaceae
Gene: PDE247
Product: Tetratricopeptide repeat (TPR)-like superfamily protein
Exons: 1
Coding region: 15-1517 (500 amino acids)
Biological process (GO): RNA modification
Cellular component (GO): chloroplast
Molecular function (GO): RNA binding
Source: RefSeq, marked reviewed
ACCAUCUCAAUCGAAUGGGUCUCCUUCCCGUCGUCGGAAUUACUUCGCCGGCGCUCAUCACCCACAAAAAUCACGCCAAUCCAAAGAUACAGAGACAUAAUCAAUCUACCUCCGAGACCACUGUUUCAUGGACUUCUCGCAUCAAUCUCCUCACGCGCAAUGGUCGAUUAGCGGAGGCAGCGAAGGAAUUCUCCGAUAUGACACUCGCCGGCGUAGAGCCUAACCACAUCACUUUCAUAGCUCUACUCUCCGGGUGUGGUGAUUUUACCUCCGGAAGUGAAGCCUUGGGCGAUUUGCUUCAUGGGUAUGCUUGUAAACUUGGUCUUGAUAGAAACCAUGUCAUGGUUGGCACCGCAAUUAUCGGCAUGUACUCCAAACGCGGCCGUUUUAAGAAGGCUAGAUUGGUUUUUGAUUACAUGGAAGAUAAAAAUUCGGUUACUUGGAAUACAAUGAUCGAUGGGUACAUGAGAAGUGGUCAAGUCGAUAACGCUGCUAAGAUGUUCGACAAAAUGCCUGAACGAGACUUGAUUUCUUGGACGGCUAUGAUAAAUGGCUUUGUUAAGAAAGGUUAUCAAGAGGAAGCUUUGUUAUGGUUCCGUGAAAUGCAGAUUUCUGGAGUAAAACCAGAUUACGUUGCUAUUAUUGCUGCUCUUAACGCUUGCACAAACCUUGGUGCUCUCUCAUUUGGAUUAUGGGUACAUCGUUAUGUUUUGAGUCAGGAUUUCAAGAACAAUGUGAGGGUGAGUAAUUCACUGAUCGAUUUGUAUUGUCGAUGCGGGUGUGUGGAGUUUGCUCGACAAGUUUUUUACAACAUGGAGAAACGAACCGUAGUUUCGUGGAAUUCAGUCAUUGUUGGUUUUGCUGCUAAUGGAAAUGCACAUGAAUCAUUAGUCUACUUCAGGAAAAUGCAAGAGAAAGGCUUUAAACCUGACGCAGUCACUUUCACUGGGGCGCUUACCGCGUGUAGCCAUGUAGGUCUAGUUGAAGAAGGUCUUCGAUAUUUUCAAAUUAUGAAAUGUGAUUACAGAAUCUCGCCUCGAAUUGAGCAUUAUGGAUGCUUAGUGGAUUUGUAUAGUCGGGCUGGGAGAUUGGAAGACGCUUUGAAGUUGGUGCAGAGCAUGCCAAUGAAGCCAAAUGAAGUUGUGAUUGGAUCGUUGCUUGCAGCUUGCAGCAAUCAUGGGAACAAUAUCGUCUUAGCAGAGAGGCUGAUGAAGCAUCUUACCGACCUGAAUGUGAAAAGCCAUUCAAAUUAUGUGAUUCUCUCGAAUAUGUAUGCUGCUGAUGGAAAAUGGGAAGGAGCAAGUAAGAUGAGAAGGAAGAUGAAGGGUCUCGGUCUAAAAAAGCAGCCUGGGUUUAGUUCGAUAGAGAUUGAUGAUUGCAUGCAUGUGUUCAUGGCCGGUGACAAUGCCCAUGUUGAGACCACUUAUAUCCGCGAGGUCCUGGAGCUUAUUUCUUCUGAUUUGCGAUUACAGGGCUGUGUAGUUGAAACCCUUGCUGGUGAUCUCCUCAAUGCUUGAAAUCCAGGAACCUCCACAUCCCAUUUUUUGUUCAAGUCCUGAGCGUGAGCAUUUGCUCAAAUUGGUUGACCGCAAAGAAGCCUUACAGUGGUCUUAGUCUUAGAGUCUUAGAGAUGCUGAACGCUAGAAUAUACCUCAUUACAUAACCAUUGUCGCUUCCUCCAACCUUUUUGCCAGGCCCUACCAAUAAAGAUCUGGGUGUAUAUCGCUAUUUAAACCUGCUGAAUAGAGGCCACACAAGGAUAUGGUGCUCCCGUGUUUUGUAAGCUUCGAAUCCAAGCUAUGUGGCCUUGGCGGCCGUCUCCUCGUGCUAAUAAGGUAACCUGAAUCUAUGUGCAUUCUUCUGUGUCUUGUCAUGUUAUGUUGAUGUUAUUGCUGGUUACUGUCAAGUUAGUAAACAGUUCAAUAACUCCCACAUUUUGCAACACUUUGGUGUUCUGUUUGCGUGGAUUUUGUGAUACCUUGGGGCAUUUUCUAGCAUUUGUUUACCUAGCAGUGAUCAUAGCACAGGAUUGAUUCAGCGAAAUGCAUAGGCAGUACAACAUCUAUAAGACCUGCUAGCUUGAGUGUAAUUAUUCCCAACAAUAUCCUUGUUAAUGCAUUUUUCGAAGAUAGUGAGUUCUGUUCUAGGUACAUCUGGUAUUGUUAAUGUUGUAUCAUAAAGGUUAAAGUAUUUUGACGAUUAUAUGUUACACAUAUCAGUUUAUUCAUAGAAGAAUUUUCAUAAUUAAGAAUGUACAAUCAGCAGAAUAGAGUCGUAUACAAACACUUUCAGCCCAGUACAAUUUUUGACUCUGUUUCCUCUGCAUUGCCCGUAUCUAUUUUGGGUAGAACUGUUUUUGGGCGGAGAUAAACACCAAUGUACUGUAGUCCCGAGGCAUCAUAAGUCCCAUGGAAACCGCCGAACUGAGGAGAUUUCCCGAGUUUAAAAGCAAAUUUGUCGUUGCUCGAACCGGAGGUGCCAAAAGGACCGUACUCGCUAGUGUUGGUAUUGAAUUUGAGAGACCUCAUGUGAGGAUUGUUGGCUUCAUACUUGUAAUACUCUCCACUGAUUCCAGUUAUGUACUCAUGCGGAUAGUUGAGCUCUAUCUGCUGGGUCCAAAUCACAUAUUAAGUUAUAAAAAAAAAGUUAUAACCAUGUUCUUAGCAUUUUAGUUGGAAGUAGAAAUUGUGACGGAGAAAAAAGAAGAGUCAAAAAUCAGACUUACAACGUCAAACAUGUUGCCGGAAAAUGGACCGUGACGAUCGGAUAAAACGAGUUUUCCGUCCAUCACGAACUGGAAUUGGAUAGACAUAAUUCCAGCGACGCCAUGAGAUAGAAAAAUCUGAGAGAUGAAGCCAUCGUGAGAUCCUUCGUCCCAGUUUACAAUUGUAGUGCUUCUAGCAUCAUGCUUCCCUACAGGUCCUAUCUUCAUUUUCCCUUUCUUUUUUUUUGUACGACCAAAACUCAAAAGCUCUUUUGUUUGGUUACAUAACGAAAAUAGCAUAACAUUAAUAUAUAUACAUGUAGAGAUUCAAAGUUCUCUAACUCUGAAGUCUCAGAUUGGAAUAUGCCUAUCCAAUUUGAUAUUAGUAAUUCAUCUUACGAUUCAUUGUUUUAUUGCAUUUAUCUUUGCUUCUUCUCUCCAUUACCCAAUUUGUUUUAAUGAAAUGACUAAUAGAUUUGUUACUAGAGAUUCUUUAAGAUAAUGUUCUUAUUUUGACGCCUC